UUCCGUUCACUCUGUCGGCUGCUCGCUGCGUGAACUUGCUGCGCCUUUGUGACGGUCACGGUGGUGGUGGGGGCCGGCCGCCGCAGACAUCAGCAGGCGGGGAGGGGAGCGACGCUUUCCGCCCGCCAGCCCCCCGGAGCAGAGCGAGCGAGCAGGAGGGGGCGGGUGGCGGUCGGUGCUUCGAGCCGAGCCGAGGCGAGGACGACACGGGAGGAGAGAGGCGCUCGGGACCCGCAGCCUGCCCGGCACUGACAGGAAUGUUGCGAGGUCCUGGAGUCGGUGGACGCAUUCGAACCGGCGGCGCAGCAACCGCGGAAGAACGCUCGCCUUGAACUCUCGGUUUGACUCCCUCCCACGUUCAACGUUCAACGUUGAACCCAUCUGCACCCGGACACCACAAUCAAGGCGGGGCUCUUUUUGGUUCUCCGCGGACCGCCAACACCUACAAGCUCCGCCUCCUCCCGCCUCCUUGUAGAUCUACGAUCUCCACUCAGGACCGUGAGGCGGGAGGCUCGCAAGGGCGAUGAUUCCACAUGAAGCACGAGGCAGUCGGCCCCACGUCGUCUUUGGCGGCAGCAGCAGCUGUGGCGUCGUGACGCUCUCGGGCUCGCCGUAGAGUCGCCCCCGGAAACCCAACCUUCUCCCCCUUUGUCCCUUCGCCCUUAAGGUUAGACAACGAUUAGAAGGAGUGUGGAAAGUGAGAACAAAAGCCAGAGGAAGGCGGGAUCACCGAAAAGCAAGGAUCAAGAACGUACUUGAGCAGGGAUCAGGAUGAAGUCCAAUCAUGAACGGAGUAAUGAAUGUCUGCCCCCAAAGAAGAGGGAGAUCCAACCCAGCAAGCUGCCGUCAGAAAGCCGUUCCCCGAUCGUACCGCCUCCCGCCGCCGAGUCUCAGCCCCCCGAGAACGUGGCCUGGCUGGUGGCCGGCGGGAACGGGAGCACCGCGAGCGCCCAUCGGAGCACCGCCGAGUCGGACGGCCACCACUAUAAAUGCCUCUCCUCCACGUAUGACUCCAUGAGGCUGGUCUCGUCCCUUCCUGCCGUCUACACGUCGCCCCUCUCCCAGACCCAUGUGGGAGGAACGGUCCAUUACACCCAACUGCCGCCCAAUCUACAAUUCAUCGCGUCGCCUUACAGCGCCCCUUACGCCGGCUACAUUGCUCCUCAACUUCUUCCGCCUCCUCCUCCGCCGCCACCCCUCUCCUCUUCCUCCUCUCAGAGGUUGUCGUCGCACCCGGAGACGCACUCUGCUUCCUCGCAAGCCUCCAAAUAUGACCACCAGCGAGCGUCUAUCCUGUACACUUCCGCUAUGCCUCCGCCGCCCACCUCCUCCCUGCACCACCAUCAGUCCCUGGGUGCACACUACACAGAUAGAGGAACCACCAGAAAAGAGGAGGGCGGCGAAGGCUCCAGAGAGCUUCACAACGGGGGACUGGAGCUGAGCCGGAGGUUUGGUGCCACGCCGGAGAAAGCGGUCAAAUCGCGUGACGCCUACGAGGCCUGCCAGCUAGUUCUCCCGUCGGACUACGCUCACGACCCCUCGGCUCUGAGAACCUCCGUCAUGCUCAUGCCCAACAGCCGUGGCGACCACCAGCUGGCACCAUCCCGGGGCAGCCCUGGGAAGACGCACCUGGAGAAAGGCAGCAUCCUCCUGGGAAAGCCGGUCAACCGCACCCCACCCUCCGCCAACCACUCUUUUACAUUUCCGCCCCCCUUAAGUGUAGACAAUCUAAAAGCUGCUGUCAGCCCCCUAUCGCCACAGACUGUUAUCCAGACGACUCACAAUUCGACGGUGGAACCCCACGCCACGGGGCUCCCCCCCACCAGUAUCUACCCCCAGUCCCCAGUGAUUGGUUACAUAACAGGGGCCAGCGGCAGCCAGCACGCACCAAUCAGCUACCAUACCGGCCUACAGCAACACGUGCUCAUCGCAGGCGCCCAGCCGGUCAUCCUCCCGGUCAGUGGAAGUGGUGUGACCACCCUGGAGCCCCCCACGUCCCAGGUGGCGACGUCGUCCACCCAGGCCUACAGAGGAGAAACUCCAGGCGACCACGGCGGCUCAUACCACCGGGUCGCCACGGGCGCGGUGGUUCAAGCCCAGCUCCACCUGCCCAUGGUUCCGUCGGUGGCGCCCGCCACACCGUCGAGCGGGGCGGCGGCUCCCCCGUCUCUGCCGGCGUAUUUCGUCAAAGGCUCCAUCAUCCAGCUGGCGGACGGUGAGCUGAAGCGCGUGGAGGAGCUGAAGACGGAGGACUUCAUCCAGAGCGCUGAGAUCAGCAGCGAGCUGAAGAUCGACUCGUCCACGGUGGAGCGCAUCGACGGGAGCCGUGCCUCGCCCAACUUUGCCGUGGUUCAGUUCUCUGUGGGCGAGUACCGUUCACAGGUCAGCGUAGAGGUCUUGGUGGAGUAUCCCUUCUUCGUCUUCGGCCAGGGAUGGUCGUCAUGCUGCCCGGACCGGACCACCCAACUCCUGGAGCUGCCUUGCACCAAGCUCUCUGUGGGCGACGUUUGUAUUUCGCUCACCCUCAAGAACAUGAGGAACGGAUCCCUGACCAAGACUCACACCGCGGAGCUCGUCCCCACUUCCUCAGCCCCAGCCCACCGAGCCCCCAAGACCGUCUCCGGCGUCCCCCAGAGCUCCAGUGGAGGUGGCUCCAGACACGGGGAGCGGGAGAACGGCGUCGGUCCACCGGGGAGCGUCGCCGCUUUGGAAAACGGGGAUCUCGGGUUCGGGGAAAGAGGAUUCAUUUUGAAAGAGGACACUGGGAAGCCUACCGUUGGCGGCAGAAAGCGCAGAUGGUCGGCCCCCGAGGGUCGGAAAGUGGAGAAAGCCGAGGAGCCGCCCUUGACCUUGGCCAAACCAUCUUUUAUCCCUCACGAGGUGAAAGUCACCAUCGAGGGAAGGUCGACUAUUGGCAAGUGAAGACAUCGGGAUUCCUUGCAAAACCACGAAUGCCCACUUUCUUUAGGUUCUUUUUGAAAAUCUUGAAUACUCUACUGUAGAGACAUGUUGUCACUUUAUUAUUAAGUCAUGUAGUCCGACACAAACAAUCUGUGCAGUUUUUUGGAUGGUUUUCACACGAUCUGGUAAAAGCGUGCUGGCUCGUGUGGCGCACGUUAGCUUGUAGCACGUUAGCGUGACUUGGCAAUCUUGUUGCGUGAGAGAGAGAGCGAGACACACAGAGAGAGAGAGAGAGAGAGAGAGAGAGAGAGUGAAAGAGAGAGAGAGUGAGAGGGAACAAGACUUCUUCACGUCGUUAGCUCAGCGUUUUAGCCUUCCGGCCAAGUUUUGAUCCUUCUUCUUCUUGUGUUUCACCAGUUUUAAAUGAUUGUCAAACAAUUCUGAAUCAGGGGUUAUAAAAAGUGGUAGGUGGAACUGUGUCAGGUCAGUGUUGGUUUUAUAGAUAAUAGAUAUAAAACUUUGUAUUACUGCAAACACACUGGGGUUGGCGAAUGUUCGUGUUUGGCGAUAAAAUUUGACUUUAUAUUUUUGUAACGAGAUUGGAAGAGAGGCUGUCUGAGAGGAUUUUGGCUUUUGGCUAUUUUUAACGCAGUACUGUAUGUUUGUUGGGGGGGGGGGGGUGUAACAAGUAGCAGCAGCAGCACUUUUG
Molecule: messenger RNA, 3610 nt
Organism: Phycodurus eques (leafy seadragon)
Lineage: Eukaryota; Metazoa; Chordata; Actinopteri; Syngnathiformes; Syngnathidae
Gene: atxn1a
Product: ataxin 1a
Exons: 4
Coding region: 772-2922 (716 amino acids)
Biological process (GO): nervous system development; negative regulation of transcription by RNA polymerase II
Cellular component (GO): nucleus
Molecular function (GO): protein binding; RNA binding
Source: RefSeq, a predicted model, not a curated record